Habropoda laboriosa is the source of this 2201-nucleotide messenger RNA. RefSeq names its product ribose-phosphate pyrophosphokinase 1 (gene Prps). The transcript is spliced from 9 exons. Gene Ontology annotation, cellular component: cytoplasm; ribose phosphate diphosphokinase complex. Bases 51 to 1283 code for a protein of 410 amino acids. The record is from RefSeq and is a predicted model, not a curated record. Gene Ontology annotation, biological process: ribonucleoside monophosphate biosynthetic process; 5-phosphoribose 1-diphosphate biosynthetic process; purine nucleotide biosynthetic process. NCBI's taxonomy places the organism in Eukaryota, Metazoa, Arthropoda, Insecta, Hymenoptera, Apidae. Gene Ontology annotation, molecular function: ribose phosphate diphosphokinase activity; magnesium ion binding.
AAAAUUAAGAAAAACAAUCUGUUAUUUAACAUUCAGAAGAGGCAGCAUCAAUGGAGGAUACAGGAGAGGAUCAUUCUGAAGAAUCUGAUAAUAAUGACACUGCUGACAAUAAUUUAGAAAAUGAUGCUCAAACAGAAGAUACAAUGAUGCCUGUGUCCCAGCCAGUGCGUGCUAAGAGUUUGUUACGCGCAAACUUAGAAAAUUCUCGCGGGCGACUUUUACAAAGCAGAAUGCCAAACAUUAAAGUCUUUAGUGGCACGUCGCAUCCAGAUUUGGCUCAACGUAUCGUCGACAGACUCGGUAUCGACAUUGGGAAAGUUGUCACCAAGAAAUUUAGCAACCUCGAAACAUGUGUGGAAAUAGGAGAGUCUGUUCGAGGAGAAGAUGUGUACAUUGUACAAAGUGGAAGUGGAGAAGUAAAUGACAAUUUGAUGGAACUAUUGAUUAUGAUCAAUGCAUGUAAAAUUGCAUCUGCAUCUAGAGUAACUGCUGUAAUUCCUUGUUUCCCAUAUGCAAGGCAAGAUAAGAAAGAUAAGGGUGGUGAUGGAGGUGACAACUCAAAUUCUAAGAAUCAAAUUGUCAUGAAGUCAAACGAGUGGAAAUUCAGGGAUUUUGUGCCCGACCUCUCUACAAGUCGUGCACCUAUUUCCGCAAAAUUAGUAGCAAACAUGUUAUCAGUAGCAGGAGCUGAUCACAUUAUUACAAUGGAUCUGCAUGCUAGUCAAAUUCAAGGAUUUUUUGACAUUCCAGUUGAUAAUUUAUUUGCUGAACCAGCUGUUUUAAAAUGGAUUAAAGAAAACAUUGUUGAAUGGCGAAACAGCAUUAUCGUUUCUCCAGAUGCUGGUGGUGCUAAGAGGGUAACAUCCAUUGCGGAUCGAUUAAAUGUUGAAUUUGCUCUUAUACAUAAAGAAAGGAAAAAAGCGAACGAGGUUGCCAGUAUGGUAUUAGUUGGAGAUGUAAAAGAUAGAGUUGCUAUUCUGGUAGAUGACAUGGCAGACACUUGUGGCACCAUUUGUCAUGCAGCAGAAAAACUCUUAGAAGCUGGAGCCACAAAAGUAUAUGCAAUUUUAACACAUGGUAUAUUCAGUGGCCCAGCAAUCAGUAGAAUUAAUAAUGCUUGCUUUGAAGCUGUGGUAGUAACAAAUACCAUUCCUCAAGAUGGUCAUAUGAAGGAUUGUCCAAAGAUACAGUGUAUCGAUGUAUCAAUGAUGUUUGCCGAGGCAGUAAGACGGACUCACAACGGUGAAUCUGUAUCGUACUUGUUUUCAAAUGUACCGUAUUAGAUGCAAAUCUUCCUGAUAAUGUACUCUUUUAAAAUAUGUAAGAAGAAUGUAAUAUUUUUACAUCCGUUUGCUGUUAUUCUUAGUUUAGUUUAAACUAAUUUGCCUAUAGGAGCAAACUUGAAAUAAGCACUAGUAACCCGUUUUUCAUUUGAAAAUCGUAUAUAUUUUUUUCUUUGAUAGACGUACAUAAAAAGUGAACCAUUAGACGAAUAAAACAUACUGUGUUGUCCAUUUCGGAAAAAUAAGUUUACAAGGAAUAGAUAAAACAACAAACAAGAACCUUCAAAGUGAAAUUGUUUAUAAGUAAUUAAAAUUUCGCUAGGCCAUUACUUAAUAUACAGAAUACAUUAUUAUCCCUGUUAAAACAUAAUUAUACCGUUUAAAUUAAAUUCCACGAUCUGUUAUUGCGAUAUGAAAUGACAUUAGAGUUAUCCUAGCAAUUGUAUAUAACUGGGGACAAAAAGUAUUGCAAUGGAUGCAAAUAGACAUUCAUACAAUAUGAACACGCCAUAGAGGCAUAUUUCAUGUUUUACAGUCAAAUGUAAAAAUUUGCAAUAUGUAUGUACAAUUUUUCAACUGGUAAUACAAAGCGUCGAAACAGCUAGCUUUUUACAAUUCUGAUGUGAUGUGGUAUGAUGGCCAUAUUCUAAUACAUCAAUCUACUACAUUAUAUAUAAUAGAAAAAUAAUGUCAGAAAGACAUUGUAUUUUUUUCGACUAUCUUUUACUACUGCAAUUUUUAUGGAAAGAAAAAGGUCGCUAUUUAUAUGAACAUAAUUCUAUUGCCGAAAACAAUUAUGCCCUCAGUUAAUCGAGGAAAGUGACUUUACAGUUAGCUUUGGACCAAUAUAAUAUGAAAAUAUAAGUCAAUAUAAACACAGCGUUGUUUACAUGCAAAUUUUUUUUAAUUUAAUAAAAA